Molecule: messenger RNA, 990 nt
Organism: Brassica oleracea var. oleracea
Lineage: Eukaryota; Viridiplantae; Streptophyta; Magnoliopsida; Brassicales; Brassicaceae
Product: dnaJ homolog subfamily B member 8
Exons: 4
Coding region: 19-825 (268 amino acids)
Biological process (GO): protein refolding
Cellular component (GO): cytoplasm
Source: RefSeq, a predicted model, not a curated record
UUGAGACAGGAGGAAACUAUGUUCGCAACAUCUUGUGUUCCGUCUCCAACACCACAAAGCUUCUUCCUUUCGCCUCAUCUUCCUCAAAUUCAAUUCCUUUAUCCGAUAAAAUUUCUGGGUUUUCCUGUAACGAAUCGGUGCAACGUCGGCGGUUCGUUCUAUAACCGACGGAGAUGUGAUGAAAGACGAAGGAGGAAUCGAAUCAUAGUACCUCGAGCUAGAGCGUCCUCUCCUUACGAGGUUCUUGGUGUGUCUCCAUCAGCGACUCCUCAAGAUAUAAAGAGGGCUUACCGCAAACUUGCUCUCAAGUAUCACCCUGAUGUUAACAAAGAGGCGAAUGCGCAGGAGAAGUUUCUGAGGAUAAAACAUGCGUACACCACAUUGAUUAACUCUGAGUCACGGCGUAAGUACGGUUCAGAUACUCGUGCUUCUGGUUACUCCUCUACUGGUCAAACAAGCCGGAAAAGCAACAGUCAAGUCGAGGAAGAUUUCUAUGGACUUGGGGAUUUCUUUAAAGAUCUUCAAGAAGAGUUCAAGAACUGGGAAGCUAGCGCUUCUUCACAAGGGAAACCCAAAAGUCUUUGGGAGGAACUAGCGGAAAUUGGGGAAGAGUUUGUGGAGUUUCUUGAGAAAGAACUUAACAUAAGCGAUGAAGACAAUGAUGGAUCAAGCAAAAGUGGAGAAAGAUUUGAUUUUAAAGAAAGCUCCUCAACGGGGAAAUCGCCAGGGGAUAAUAGUAAUAGCACGGAGAACAGUAUAGAAGAGAAUAUUGAUGAGAUUGAAGCAACGCUAGCUCAGUUGAAAAAAGAUCUUGGCUUGCAAUAAUAAUAAUAAUAGUCCCAAAAGUUGCAGUGAAAUGUUCUCUUUUUUUAGCUGGUUUAGAUAUUUUGAUGUUUCUUUCUUUCAAGCCAUGAAAGAUUUUGUCUCUACAGGUGUUAAGAACGUGUAUAUGUUAUAGAAUUUUGUUUCAUGAAAGCAAAUUAUGUUUCA